Suhomyces tanzawaensis NRRL Y-17324 is the source of this 1232-nucleotide messenger RNA. Its product is annotated as membrane insertase. The coding region runs from base 54 to 1199 and encodes 381 amino acids. Lineage: Eukaryota; Fungi; Ascomycota; Pichiomycetes; Serinales; Debaryomycetaceae. The transcript has a single exon. Gene Ontology annotation, biological process: mitochondrial respiratory chain complex IV assembly; protein insertion into mitochondrial inner membrane from matrix. The record is from RefSeq and is a predicted model, not a curated record. Gene Ontology annotation, cellular component: mitochondrial inner membrane. Gene Ontology annotation, molecular function: membrane insertase activity.
CCUAAAAUUUUUCAAACUAUGCUCAUACGGCUUGUCUACUACCGUGGGGAACAAUGUUAAGGAUAGGUUUAUCAACAUCAGUCAAAGCCGCAAAAGCGUUUCCACGCGUGCAGAGAGGAUUCUUGAGCACUCCUCUCAAAACUUUGGGGUCUUCUGGAAGAAUCUCGAGUUCAUUUCAAGCAGGAGGUCUUCGUUUCAACUCCACCAGUAGCGGAGAAAAGUUUGAGAUUCAGAACAAAUUGGUUUCUUUCGACGAGCCAGUUGAAGCCGAGAAGAUUGUAUCUACUUUGACCUCAAACGAGUGGGGGUAUUUAGAUUCUAUUGGCUUAGCUCAAGGAUGGGGACCUACCGCAUUUGUGGAACGUUAUCUUGAAGCUGUGCAUAUAUUCAGUGGCUUGCCAUGGUGGGGAACCAUUGCUGUUUCCACCGUUAUUGCAAGAAUGAUUUUGUUUCCCUUGUACAUGUCCGCCUCCUCGAACGGUGCUAAGUUGGCCAAGGUCAAGCCAGAAAUGGAUGAGAUUUUGAGUAGUUUGAAGAAAGCAGAAAGUAACCAAGAAAAGUAUGUCUUGGUUCAAGAUAGAAAGCGUUUGAUGAAGGACAACGAUAUCAAGUUCUACAAGCAAGUCUACCCAAUGUUGCAAUUACCAAUCGCCUACGGGUUUUUCCAAGCCUUGAGAAAGAUGUCUGCUUACCCUGUUGAAGGUUUUGCCGACCAAGGUUACGCUUGGUUUGAAAACUUGACCCAAGUGGAUCCUUAUUUGGGUUUGCAUGGUAUUUCUGCUGCCCUCAUUUUGGCAAUUGUCAGAGCCGGUGGAGAAACUGGACAACAACAAGCCAUGACUGCGCCAAUGAAGAAAGUGCUCAUGCUCUUGCCUUUCUUGUCUAUUAUCAUUACCAAAGACUUCUAUGCAUCUGUAAUGAUCUAUGUUGCAACCAAUUCUUUGUGCUCCAUGGUUCAAACAUUCGUCUUGCGUAACGGUACUUUCCGUAAGUUGUUCAAGAUGCCACCAACCACCGUCAACGCUCCAGCCCCUGGAAAGAAGCAACCGGAAACCAUUUCUGACUGGUUCCGUCAACAAAAGGAGAGUUUUGACGAACAGGUGCACUCUAGAACUAAGGAAACCUCUCGUAAGCUUGAGGCUCAAGUGUUGAGAAGAAGAGACGGAACUGAUGGUUUCAUCAAAAGACACAAUAAGUAACUUGUAUAUACGUAACACUUGUAAUAUAGACCC